Messenger RNA from Opisthorchis viverrini, 1238 nucleotides. RefSeq lists its product as hypothetical. The transcript has 4 exons. The coding region runs from base 1 to 1146 and encodes 381 amino acids. The record is from RefSeq and is a predicted model, not a curated record. NCBI's taxonomy places the organism in Eukaryota, Metazoa, Platyhelminthes, Trematoda, Opisthorchiida, Opisthorchiidae.
AUGCUGAGUAGGCAAGUACCAUAUGCUUUUGCACCCUCAGUUCACGUGGAUCGACACUCGUUUGAGAGCGUUUACCUAUCAUCCUGGCUCAAUGCACAGUUUCAUACUGAUCGCUGUAAUUAUGACCAUGGAUGGCCACCAAUAACCAGUGCGCAUCCGAACGCACCGGUUAAUAACGGUGUAAAUUCGUCCACAAAUCAAAUUUUGCUGGAUGCCGAACCUUCAGAUGCUAAUCUUGAUCCAACAUUGAUGAUGUGCUCUUUGCAGCAUAACAAGGACGUCCACUCUCCAUUCUUGUUCAACUUCGUCAUUGAUGAAAUAAUGAGGCGGACACUGGAGGAUCUUGAAAACCCCGGUGUUGAAAUUGUUGCUGAUGAGAGCCUUGUCGAUUUAGAGUACGCAGAUGACGUCACCCUCAUCUUUGAAGACCAAAGCGAGGCGCGAGCCCUUUCGAAUAAACUGACCACCAUCAUAUUAUCUUUUGGCAUGCGCCUUGCACCUUCAAAGUGCAAAGUCAUGCUUCAGAACGUGCAGUCUCCGAACAUGUCCCUUACAAUUCAAGGAGAAUCACUGGAGAUUGUGGAAAACUUUACAUAUCCCGGUUCAUCAAAGGAUAACCGAGUUACCCUACGCAUUGAAACCCCCUCCUCGGACACAUUUCCCGGUCGUCCAUUCGCGUUGGUUCGUGGAACUCGUCAGUGCGACAACCUUGAGGUUGUGUGCAAUCAACAUACAGACGUGGCCGCAAUCGCUCAGUGCGCCUCCGCGGCGUUAGCCCCAGGCGCACUUACAGCCGAGCUGCUGUCCACCAAAUAUGUCAACCAAUUACUUCGGAUGGAUAUCUUACGACUUCAAUCCCAAUACGCUCUGGAUUGGGAUAAAGAGAAACGCCAGCUGUCCCUUCUAAGCGGUCUCAACGGCAACGUUCUAGCCAUUUUGAGCGUCAGAACCGAUGGGAAUAUCGCGCUCAUUAAUGUUCAGUACAAACCAAAUGAUGAACAAGAUAAUUCAAAGACUGUGGAGUCCGCAAAUGCAGAUUUCAUGACUAAGCUGGAGACUUUUACCCCGCCGCCGACUAAUUCACUUGACGAAUGGAUCUCCGAGGUUCAUGAUUUUUGCAUCGCCUUGUCAGGCAGCCUUCCUUAGGUUGAUCCUUUUCUCCAUUGUUUGUAAAUUAGUGUAUCUUUCCUUUAUUUGUAAAUUAACACUUAUGUUCAACCAGAAACGGCGAUUAUUCC